GUGAGAUAAGUUCACACAUAGAGAUGGAGGAAGACAAAAGAGAAAGAGGUCAGGAGAGGAAGAUGGGAGAGUCUCUUCAAAGCCACGGACAAAUGGGACACACACAGAUGAAUAAAGAGGACGAUAACAAGAAGAAGACGGACGAGGAGCUGGUGCACCUUCGGAGGGAGAUUGGGCUGCUGCCUGCUGUAUCUUUCAUCAUUGGAACAGUGGUGGGCAGUGGGAUCUUCAUUGCACCGAAGGGAGUCCUAAUGAACAGUGGCAGCGUGGAGCUGUCACUUCUAGUGUGGGGACUGUGUGGGGUCCUCUCCUUGUUUGGGGCACUGUGCUAUGCUGAACUAGGCACCACCUUUACAAAAUCAGGGGGUGACUUCAUGUAUCUAUUGGAGACAUUAGGUCCCCUUCCUGCUUUCCUCCGACUCUGGGUUGAGUUCUUAUUUAACAGACCAGCUUCGACUUCCCUUGUGUCCUUGGCCUUCGGUCGUUAUGUGGUGGAGCCAUUCUUCGCACCAUGUGCUGCUCCGACAAUGCUAAUCAAACUUGUGAGCAUCCUUGGAGUGACAUUUCUUGUGGCAGUCAACUGCUGGAGUGUGCGCAUGGCAUCUCACAUCCAGGUCUCUUUGACUUUCAUUAAGAUGUUUGCUUUAGUCCUCAUCAUCAUCCCUGGCAUCAUUGCUUUGGUCAAAGGUGGGAACACGUAAUUGUUAUUUCUGAAGACACAGACUUCCUAACUGUAAAGAUCCACCCAAAAAAGAAAAUAAAAAAUACUGAAAAAAAAGCUGAAAAAAGUAAGAAAUACUAAAAAGAACCAGCUUCAGGAACUAAUUAGGUUAACUAGCAACAAAUGAGCAAUAUGACUGGAUAUAAGAAGAGCAUUUUAGAGAGUUUCUCAGAAGUAGAAAUGUACAGAGGUUCACUACUCUGCAAAAAAAAAAAAAAAAAAAAAAAAAA
Maylandia zebra (zebra mbuna) is the source of this 951-nucleotide messenger RNA. The record is from RefSeq and is a predicted model, not a curated record. Lineage: Eukaryota; Metazoa; Chordata; Actinopteri; Cichliformes; Cichlidae.